Molecule: messenger RNA, 1524 nt
Organism: Vigna angularis (adzuki bean)
Lineage: Eukaryota; Viridiplantae; Streptophyta; Magnoliopsida; Fabales; Fabaceae
Product: MDIS1-interacting receptor like kinase 2
Exons: 3
Coding region: 1-1443 (480 amino acids)
Biological process (GO): protein phosphorylation
Molecular function (GO): protein binding; protein kinase activity; ATP binding
Source: RefSeq, a predicted model, not a curated record
AUGGAAAACUCAUAUAGCAGUUUACCAUUACUGGAUCUUGUAUCUGUUAUCUUCUUUUAUGCAUUGUUCCUACAAGGUGUCAUUGCUGACAUUAUAGCAGCUUCCAAUUCCUCAUCCACUAAUGAGGAACAAAAAGCUUUUUAUCAGAGUGGAUGGGGAGCUCAAAAUAUCUCAGAAUACUGUAAAUGGAAUGGUAUUGUGUGCAAUGAAGCUCAAAGUGUUAUACAGAUUUCAACUAAGAACAAUUUUUAUAUUCCUUCAACACAAGCUCAUAUUCAGCAUUUCAAUGUGGCUGCAUUCCCUGAUUUAAUCAGUCUAGAGCUUAGUGGAUCAGGACUCAAAGGAAAUAUUCCUUCAGAAAUUAGCUCUCUUAAAAAGCUUGUCCAUCUUGAUCUGUCUUCUAAUUGUCUUCAAGGAAUUCAUGUUUUCUGUCCCCUCCAUAAUGAGUUUGGAAAUGAGCAAAGAAGAAAGAAUGGAGACAUGCUUUCAAUUUGGAACUAUGAUGGUAAGAUUGCAUUUGAAGACAUAAUUAAGGCCACAGAAGACUUUGAUAUAAAGUAUUGCAUAGGAACGGGUGCUUAUGGGAGUGUGUACAAAGCACAACUUCCCAGUGGCAGAAUUGUUGCACUGAAAAAACUUCACAAAGCAGAAUCUGAAAAUCCAUCCUCUUACAAGAGCUUUUGCAAUGAGACCAAAAUCUUGACAGAAAUUCGCCAUCGUAACAUCAUCAAGCUUUAUGGUUUUUGUUUGCAUAACAAGUGUAUGUUUUUAGUGUAUGAGUAUAUGGAAAGAGGAAGCUUAUUUUGCAACUUGUCUUAUGAUGUUGAAGCUCAAGAGCUGAAUUGGAGCAAGAGGAUAAAUGUUGUAAAAGGAAUAGCCUAUGGCUUGGCUCACAUGCACCAUGAUUGUACCCCACCCAUUGUUCAUAGAGACAUAAGCAGUAACAACAUUUUGUUAAACUCAGAGUUGCAGGCUUUCAUCUCAGACUUUGGCACUGCAAGACUUCUUGAUUUGCAUUCAUCAAAUCAGACUCUUCCUGCUGGUACUUAUGGAUAUGUUGCUCCAGAAUUGGCUUACACCUUGAGUGUGACCACCAAAUGUGAUGUUUAUAGCUUUGGAGUGGUGGUAUUGGAAGCAAUGAUGGGUAGACAUCCAGCUGAAUUGAUUUCUUGUUUAUCAGAACCAUCCAUUCAGAAGAAGAAGCUGAAAGAUAUAUUGGACUCACGUAUUCCACUACCAUAUUUUAGAAAAGAUAUGCAAGAUAUUGUGCUUGUUGUAACAUUGGCAUUAGCAUGUUUGAGUCCCCACCCAAAAUCCAGACCAUCAAUGCAGGAAAUAGCUAAUGAGCUUUUAGCUUCCAAGCCACCAUUGCUUUGGCAUUUUGAUAGCAUUUCCAUCCACCAACUCAUGAAGCAAAAAGUAUAUAUAAUUGGUAGAAGUUAGGAAACUCUCAUAGUUAUUUAUGAUGUGAUUGUAUUAUAUGACUCAUUGAUGUAAUUUUUUCUUUGCUUAUAAGAAUAUUGU